Durio zibethinus is the source of this 1867-nucleotide messenger RNA. RefSeq names its product Glutaredoxin family protein. Lineage: Eukaryota; Viridiplantae; Streptophyta; Magnoliopsida; Malvales; Malvaceae. The record is from RefSeq and is a predicted model, not a curated record.
UCUGAGCUAAGAAACAGUGUUUAAUUUCAUAAAAUUAACUUAAAAGAACUCCAAAUCUAGCAGGAGAGUGUUUGUCUCAAUCCGAACUUCAUCUGCUGUCUUCUGCAAACUGCUAAAGUAUUGGUACAUCAAAUUAUCAUCAUUAUAUCAAUUCAAAGUUUAAAAACAAAACCGCCUUUUGUUUCUGCUUCCAAACUGCAUUAAUAUCACCAUCUCCCACUCUCAACUCUCUUGACAGCUCUUUCCCACCAAGACCAUUCUCUCUCUUUCUCUGCCUUUCCCUCUAAGCCUUCAGAAACGUACCCAAUCUACCGCUAGAAUUCCCUUUCUCCAUUUCCCUUUCUUUCCCCGUCCAAAAGCAGAACUAGAAAGAAAAAGAAAAGCCUUCUCUUUAAGCCAUGAACUCCAACCCCAUGGUCCAAAAAGCAUCAGCUGAUUAACAUAGAAAAGGCAAAAGAAAAGUCUGUAGUGUGGGAGAAGCUAAAGAUUCUUCAGUCAUGGGCUGUUCCGCUUCAAGACCCAACGCUACUCUUUUCACCAAAAGCCAUAAUUCUCCAGAAGAUCCAUAUUCUUGCUCUUCUCUAGAAUCCAUGGUUUCUUCACAUUCUUCAUCACCACCAGUUCCUAGAGCUCUUUCACUGUCCACUCCUCUUGUUCACCACCCACCACUGAGGAAAGGCGAUACCCACCACCUCGUCUCUUUAACAUCUACUACAUAUGGCUCUCUCCUAGUCAUUGACACAAAAGCAUCUGAAAUGAAAAGUCGGGAUUUCUCUGAUCAUCAACUAAAUCAACCGCAACAACAGAAGGACUCACCGGUUCAGGAAAAGGAGUCAUUGUCUCCAGAUUCUGUCAUCAACACUUGGGAGCUCAUGGAUGGGCUUGAUGAUGACUGUGAUUUUGAUCUGGGUAAGCCUAAUUCUUUUGUUAAUACUCGUACCAAGGAGCUUUCAUCAAAAUCUAACACCUUUAGCUGCAAGGGUCUUGAUGUGCCUGUAAAGACAUGUGAGGAUGAUAAACCUACUAAGCCAUCAUUGACAAAGCCAUUAUGGAAACAUUUAUCUGAAGAAUCAUUGUUAUCAAAACUUGACCCAAAUGUGGUUUCAAGUUACAGACGAGCCUUAUCUUCCAGGCAGUUAGGAAGCAAUGAGUCCAGAAGUACGAUAACUGUGGGCUCUAGUCCUUCAUGUUCUUCAUUAUCUGAUAGUUGGUUUAGAGUGCCAAGAACCGAAAACAGAAUUGUAUUAUAUUUUACAAGUUUAAGAGGAAUAAGAAAGACUUAUGAGGAUUGUUGUUCAGUUAGAAUGAUUUUUAGGGGAUUUAGAGUGCCAGUAGAUGAGAGGGACAUCUCAAUGGACUCUAUGUAUAGAAACGAGUUGCAAAGUCUACUUGGAGGGAAAGUGAUUUGUUUGCCACAAGUGUUCAUCAGGGGAAAGCAAGUUGGUGGGGUAGAAGAGAUUAAACAGCUUAAUGAGAGUGGAGAAUUGGCAAAGCUUUUGGAGGGAUUUCCAGUUAGAGAUCCUAGAAUCGUUUGUGAAGGUUGUGGGGAUGCAAGGUUUGUGCCGUGUCCUAACUGUAAUGGAAGCAGAAAGGUGUUUGAGGAAGAUGAAGCAAAGUUGAGAAGGUGCCCAGAAUGCAAUGAGAACGGGUUAAUAAGGUGUCCUGGUUGUUGCUUAUGAUAACUAAUUAGCCAAUGCUAAUUAGGGGAUGCAUACUUUUUAUACUUUAUUUGUGAUUGAAGUUGAUAAAAAAGAAUGUUUCUGGUUUGACUAAUUCCUCGAAUUGCUAUUUGUAGUAGGGUUUUGUUUGGUACUAGUUUCUUUAUGGUCUGCCUACAUUGAGCUGUAUGAAAUAAAAAAAAAUGACA